This is a messenger RNA of Aureobasidium pullulans EXF-150, 729 nucleotides long. RefSeq lists its product as uncharacterized. The coding region runs from base 1 to 729 and encodes 242 amino acids. The transcript has a single exon. The record is from RefSeq and is a predicted model, not a curated record. NCBI's taxonomy places the organism in Eukaryota, Fungi, Ascomycota, Dothideomycetes, Dothideales, Saccotheciaceae.
AUGGCGAUGCCUUGGCCAUCAACUCCGUCUCCUUCGUUUUCAGUCUCGGCCAGCGAUGAACGUACACAGCUGAAUCGUAUGGGCCAGGAAAUGGACGCCUUGAAAACACGCAAUUCAGAACACUCCAUGAUGAUGUGCGAAUCGAACAAAGUCAUCCAGUCACUCAGGCAGACGCUCAAACGUGCAGAGCAGCCAUCGAAUGUGACUCCUGCCGCCGCUUACCGUCGACAACGACUCACCUCGGCCGAACGAGCGUCCGGCUCGAUCGAUGAACCCACCGACUGCACUCUCGACAGCGACAACGACACCGAACCCACCGACUGCACUAUCGACAGCGGCAGCGACGUCGAACCCUCUCACAAGCCCGGCCGAGCACUCGAACGAAGGAGCGCAAAUUCUCGGAAUCUACAACUUGCAAGUCAGAAUAUGACUACUCCGCAGAACAGAGUCCAUAAGGUCCCAACAAAGCGCUUAAAGUGGACAGAGACAGAGGUACAGGCUUUACUGUCCUAUGUCAAGCAAUACGACUUGCAUUACUCCAAGAUCAAGAGCAUAGAUGAUGCAGGAGAUCGAAAGCUUAGAGAUCGUGGUGGCGAACAGCUGCGUUCCAAAGUGAGGACUAUCGUGGUCAACGUCAUGAUCAAUGACGAGCCUAUGCCUCCUGGGCUCGAGCAUUGCCCCUUGCGUGACAAGGAUCUUGAAGAAAUAAAGCGACGAAGGAAAGGGUGA